AUGUUCAAUACAGGUUUCAUAUUGAGUUCUCCUCCUUCUCAAGUUUUGUCAGCUGCAAUCAAUCCAACAAGUCUAUGCCAGAAUGAAAUCGAAUGUCCAAAAAUAGCGCAUCAUUCUUGUCAUCAUUGCCCCAAAAGUUUAUGUCUUGAACAUCUUAAUGAACAUAAUACACGAAAUAUUAUGCGAGCAGAAGUAUUAUCUCAAGAAUUGACUGAUUUAUUGGAGAUUGUCUCAAAUCUUACUACUGAAAAAGCAUCCGAAAAUACUCAUAAUAAACUUGAUGCUUGGAAAAACCAAAUGUUUGACAGCAUUGAAAACAUGUACAAAUCACGUUUAGAUGAAAUUAAUUGUUUAGAAACAGAGUUAAAUCAACGUGGAGAUAUUCUUAAACAAUAUCUACAAUCAAAACUAUCGAGCAUAGGGACACAAUUGUUACAAAUACAAACUAUUGGUGAAAUAUCUAAAAAAGAAUUGUCAUCAAUAGAAUAUGAUUUUAAUCAACUUACUCAAUUCUUUGAAUCAAUUCAAUGUGAACUACAUAUAGAUACAAAAAACAUUGUUCUAAAAGAUUUAAUUAAUGUAUAUAAUCUAUUUUCCUGUAAAUCCAUAUCACCACACAGAACUCCAAUAAAAUUUUAUCGAACUAUAUCAGUUCAAAGUAUGAAAAAAUUUGCAUCAAGCAAAGAGAAUGAAUCUAUCCUAUGGCUCGAUAAUGAAAGAAAACUUCAUUAUAUUGACAGACGUUUUCAAACUCGUAUAUUAGCAGCACCACAGACACUAAUAACAUCUUCUAUUGUGUUAUCUGACCAUCACAAAAGAAUAAAUAAUGAUGAUAUCGUAGAUAUCAAAUGGUGUUCAUUUCCAGAAUUAUUUUUGGUUCUUCUUCCCCGAUCUUUAUUUUCAUUUGAUCAAAAGACAAAUCAAUUUCAAGAAAUUUCAGUUGCACGACACAAAAAUUACCCUUUUCGAUGCAUAUCUUGUUUCAAUAAUACAUUAAUUUAUAUUUCAUAUUGUACACUUGGUACUUACAUUGAGCAAUGGAAAUAUUCAUAUGGUCAUGAAAAUGAUAUUUAUAUGAAUGAAUGUAUUAAACGUUGGGAUUGUUUAACGGAUGAUAAAAAUGAAUGGAUAUCGCAUAUGAAUACAAAUUCGAAUUCAACAAUAGGCUUACUAAUUUGUAGAGGAUCAUCGAUUUAUAGACGUUUUGAAUUACGUAAUGAAAAUUUAUAUUUAUUAAAAAUAGUUCAAUUAGAAAAUGAUUAUGUUGAUGCAUUUUUUCCAUUUCAACAUAAUUAUUGGUUUAUUAAAAGUUCAUCAGGAAAAUAUUAUGUAUAUUCAGUUGAAAAAAACACAUCUUAUGUGUCAGCAUUCAAUUUUCCUUUUGGAGUACAAGAAUUUGGAAUUAAUUCAAUAGUAAUUGGUACUGAACAAGAAAAAUUAAUAUUAUCUGAUAUUUGA
Molecule: messenger RNA, 1458 nt
Organism: Rotaria socialis
Lineage: Eukaryota; Metazoa; Rotifera; Eurotatoria; Philodinida; Philodinidae
Source: the annotation of a GenBank genome assembly